Lytechinus pictus (painted urchin) is the source of this 8083-nucleotide messenger RNA. RefSeq names its product protein tweety homolog 1-A-like. Lineage: Eukaryota; Metazoa; Echinodermata; Echinoidea; Temnopleuroida; Toxopneustidae. The coding region runs from base 33 to 1532 and encodes 499 amino acids. Gene Ontology annotation, molecular function: volume-sensitive chloride channel activity; intracellularly calcium-gated chloride channel activity. The transcript is spliced from 13 exons. The record is from RefSeq and is a predicted model, not a curated record. Gene Ontology annotation, cellular component: plasma membrane.
CGCGGCGCGGCUAUCGCAUCAGGAAACUGUGCAUGUGUGUAUUGUGUAUGUUUGUGCAUGUGGCACGUGUGUGCAUGUGCUGCUCGAUUUACUUAUACGCGCUCAACCUAUCAUCUAAAAAUAGAAAAUAUGAAUACAUAAUUAGGUACAAGUCUAACGUAACCGAGUCUACAUAUUCUGCACGAACUUCGCCCGAUAUCGAGAUCAGUAAAAUUGAAGAUGAUCUUGAGAACAUCAUUCCAUCUGAGGUGGCAUCGUUAGAAAGUGAUCUGCGGUCGACAGUGACCAAUCAGACGGCUCUAGACAUCAUGCUUGAGAUGACGGAUUCUUUGACUCAAUCAUCUAAGAUGGCAGCUGGUAAUCUGAGUGAAAUCACAGAGAAGAUAUCACUUAAUGGAUUGGAUACCAGUCUGCUCAUUAGUAGAAUUGAUUACUAUGACUAUUUCAGGUGGAUGGGAAUGGUCCUCUUAUUGACCUUUCAACUUGUGACCUGUCUCUUUGUCCUGUUGGCAGCAUCCAGGUCAUCUAGAUAUCUAUUAGUCUUGUCCAGUAUAUUAAGCAUUGUGUGUAUCUUGAUGAUCUGGUGUUUGGUUGGAGCUGAACUCUUCAUUGAAGUGGGUCUUGGUGACCUCUGUGUUGCUCCUGAUCAGUACAUCAUGACAGAAGCUGGUAAGACAUCACUAAUAUCACCUGAUGUUCUUGAUUACUACUUGAAGUGCACAGAUAGCAUCAUUAAUCCAUUUAGCUCGUCAAUCACUGAAGCAAACAAUGAUCUUGCCUCGGCUCAUAAAUCAGUCACAUCACUGGAGGACAUGGUCAAAGAAUAUUCCCCAUCCUCACAGACAUAUAUUGAUGCAGUUGAAGUAACAUUGUCUGACGUAACCGGGAAUACACAGCAAGUAACAGCAUUAGUUGAUUGUACUGGCAUUCACAAAGAUUACAUUACAGCUCUGCAUGGCAUAUGUUACAAUACAAUAGCUGGAGUUGGAUUCUUAUUAAUUAGUGGCAUAGUCCUUGGUCUGCUGAUUACAUUGAUACUGUGUAUGUCAUCUACAUUAGCAGCCAGGAUAGCAAGGAGGAAGAUCAACUACGAGGUAGACCAGGAGGAUCCUUUCCUUCCGCCACCAACCUCGACGGCGACGUUGGAGAGAUUUAGAAGAAGAAAUCAAGAUGAGCCGGUUAGGGUCACACCCCCUCCUCUUGCCCCCAUCUCACCGACCACUACCAGACCCCAUUCACAACAUGGUUUUGGCAACAGGUCGAUUCCAUCCCCUCCCCGGUAUCACAGAUACGAACCUCCCUUUGAUAUGGCGAACGCCCGUCCCUCCGGCCGUACAUCCUACGUUUCACAUCAGAGAGAUAGUUAUUUGGAAGACACAGUAACACCUUCAAGAGGGAACUAUGACACACCCCCUCCCACUUAUACCAUGGCCAUGAGGAGAGAUGGGAAUAGACGAACACCUGAUAGGUCAUCAAGGGAAGAAUCAUCCAAUCAAAAUAGGUUAUCAGCUGGAUCUGCAAGUCUCGUCUGACAAUGGCUUCUAUGGCAGACAUAAAAGUCUGCUCUAACUACAGGGACAAUUGAUUUCAGACAUGUGUCUGUUUGUCAUCAGACAAAAGUCUGCUCCUCAAAAGACAUAAGUCUGUGUGUCGACAGAUAAGUCUGUUCAACUCCAAGGACAAUGAUUUCAGACAUGAGUCUGUUUUUCAUCAGACAAAAGUCUGUUCUUUAACAGAUGCGAGCUGUGCGUCAACUUACAUCUCUUCAUCUUUCUUUUCUGUGUCAGACAUUAGUCUAUCAUCUCUAAACUCAUGUUACAAUGGGUUUUAGAGCUGUCUGCUCAUGUUCAAAGUCCAUUGGCGGUGGUUUCUACAACAGACAUAAGAAUUUUCAUCUACAAGCUCUUAUAAAACACCUGUACCUGCUAAUCUCGGGACUUCAGUUUGAUAGCUUGUACAAGUGUAUGUCAGACAAAAGUCUGUUCUUCUUCAAACUCAUAUGGUAAUGGUUUGUAUAACAGACAAAUGUAUCUUUAUCUGUAGACUCUUGGGAUAAAGAUUUCAAUUGCAGUCAUAAGCAUUUUCUUCAGAUCCCUAUACAAUUGCUUCAACAGAAUUAAUUUGUUUCAAAGAUAAAUCUUUUCAAUGUGUCUGAAAGAAGAAGCAAUUGAAUUGGAUGUGUAUCUGGUAGCAUCCAUUUAUCAGAUAAAUCCUGUAUGUUAUUUUUAUCUGUCUGAUAAGAUUGGAUUGACAUUUUGAUUUUGUUUAUCUUGUCUAUUCCUGCUAUGUUUUGAAUUCAGUUUAUUUUAUUCAUAUCAAGUAUUUGACAAUCCAUUGCUGUUGAGCAUAUUGUAUCUUAUCAACUGGCUCUCUAAUGUUAAGAAGAACAGUUUCAUAUCUGAUGCUUGGGAUGCCAUAGGGCAUUAUAAAUGUUUCUGUUACAUCAGACUUAAAAAAAGAGGCUAGCUUCAUGCUGAUAUUAAGUGCUAUUUUUUUUUUAAUAAAAAUGUUAGGGGGUAAUACUAGUAAUGAGACCUGAUAGUUUGGUUCCGUGAUAUAUCUACAUUUCAUACAACAUUUAGAUCAGAAAAUAAAUUCCAUUGAAGCUGAAAUUGCACACAUUGUCUUUUAGAUUGCUGUCAAUAUCAAAUUCUAUAAUUUCAUGACAAAUAUGUUUGUGACCAAUCAAAUAUCCUCUCAAUUUCAGGAGCUUGCAACAGUAACUUUUAGCUUGCCAUCGAUUUAAAAGUUUUGCGAAAUGGAUGACACAAGCCCAUUUUAAUGAUACUUUUGGAGUCGCUGGACACACAAAUGUUUGGGUGGGGUGAAAGAAAAUGAUAACUUUUAUACUGAGUAAUAUUUUGAUAACAAGUAGUAAUCCAUUUUAUAACCUAUAACUGUUAGAUGCCUUUGAAAAUAAUAUUGUAUAGUCAUCUUUAUCAUAACUUGCAAAGUAUCACAUUCCUUUCAUAUGUAUAUUUAAGAAGUAAAAAUCUUAUCAAAAAUGCAUUGCAAAGUAACAAAUUAUUGAAUUCCCUUGAUGUAAUAUAUGUAGGAAGAAUUACAAUUUAUACUUUCUCUAAGCUUUCUUGCCAAGAGCCAUGAAUGCCUGAAUUAAUCUCAUUUACCAUCUUAAUAUCCCAAACUUUGUUUACUCCAGCUUGAGGUCUUUCCAUCAUUGUCAUUCAUGAGGAAUGAGUUAUAAUUUUCUGGCACAAGAUGUUGUAAAAAAGACUAGAAAUACUUGUUAGUUCUUCAUCCUUGGGGCACAGCCAAAAACUUGCCCAUCAGACAUUCCUUUGUCACCUAGUUGUAGGGUUAUAAUCGGGUCAAGGAAAGUAAGUUUUUGUAGUACACCUAUGUCUAAGUUUAGCAGUUCGACGUUCCUUGGAUGGAAUGAGAUUAUUUUCAUAUACUUGGGUAGACAAUUUCAAUAAUGAUAAUAGAACAUUCCCUUCUAUGAUACAUCAUGAUUAAAAUCACAUUCUCUACAUAUAUGUAUUAACCAGGAUUGUAAUAUCCUCAAACCUAUGAUGGCAAUUUUCGAUAUCAAUUGCAAUUUUAUAUCAAUAAUUUUUACAUUCUAACUUAUAACCCCAUUCAUCCCCUUUAGAGAUUUAACUUAUGUAUUAUCUCAAUAUUGCCCAUUCCUUGUGGAUCCAUCAAAAUAUCUUGAUCAUUUGUAGCAUUUUUUAUUUUCCUAUGUCUUUUUUUAAUAAUAUGAAAAUUUAUUUAUUGUCAUACAUUGAAUUUAUUGCCGUACAUUGAAUUUACUCUCUGUAUAUUAAAGAGUUACAUGAACAAGUUUCUAUGUAUACAUGUUGUACAAGAUAAGAUGUAUACUUUGCUUGCCAUAAUGUUAGUGCAUAUUGUUAUGUCUUGUUCGAUAAUCCUACAUAAAGGAGUUCUACAUGAUAUAUUUUUCCAAUGUUCAUCAUGCUGUGAAUGAAAGCAAUGUCAUUUUAUUCAAGAUCUAAAGGAUAAUUUCCUCAUGAAUUUAUGGUUAUAUAAUGCAACAACACAUUUAUGAUAUGAACUCCUAUAAGAAAUGUUCUACCCUCAAAAUGGCAAAUAGAAAUGCUUAUAACAUUUCUUGCAAUGACUUUAUUUACAUUCAAAUAGAAGCAUGAUGGUGGUUAGGAUCACGUAUCACUGAACACUAUUGUAUUCAUUAUAUGAUGCAUUACACUUCGUUAUAAAAUGGAUUCCACUUUGUUCACGUGUGCUCUUAACACAGUGGGCACAAUGAACAAUCGAAAAUUGAGAGGAAAAAGAACAUGACAAAUCCCACCACUUUUUUAUGUCACAAAAACUAUGUUUGUGUUUAUUUAAGAACCUAUUGCUUCUUUAUUACGUAUUGAUCAAGUUAAAUUCAAACUUGAAAAAUUCAAAAUCCAAUGCACAGUGUCGGUGAAUUACCUGCUAUUUUGCACCACGUUUUUAGAACAAUAGUGUUCAGUGAAGCUUGGUCCUAGAGACCUAAUUCAUGUUUCUAAUUUAUGAAUUCGAUAGUUUCUAACAAACAACCAUGAAAGAUGAGUUUCUUUUUCAUAGAUAUACCCUUUACAACUAGUUAAAUAUGACACUGAUAUUAACACUGACAGGCUUAGGCAUUAUCUUGGCAAAAGAAGUAUCUACACAAAAUGAAAUGACCUACACUCUAAUUUUAUAUCAAACUGGCUUUUUUAAAGAAACAUAAUAUUCUUAUGGCUGCUGUUUUAAUUGGCUUGAAUAUACAGAAAUAGUUGAUGCCUUUAUAGUAACAGUAUAUUUUUUCUACUAAUUGAAAAUUUGAUAAAAAUUUGCAUCAAAGUUGUUGAAGCUGUAUUUUGAGAGAAUGAGAAUUCAAAUUGUAAUUUUCAUAAUAUGGUAAUUAAUGAAGGUAUUUUGUACUUAUGAUUAAAUAUAGAUCUACAUUGCAUUGUACAUAUUUGUAAAUUAUAUGGAUUUCCUAUUAGAAUUGGUUUUAACAUGAGAAAUAAACAAUAUCAAUUUGAAAGUUAGAUAAAUUUUGUGUUGAAAUUUGACAACUUUGUUAUUAAGUUUUUCAUUAACCAUUGGAUAUAUGCUUUUUACCCAUUCAAAAUACAAAGAAUAAGAGUGUCAGUUAUUGUUAAUGGGCUAAAGAUCUUCUUUUUUUUACACCUCUCAGCAGAUCUAAACUUUCACUGUUUGUGUUUUCUCUUAUUUAUAGUUUUUUGUAAGAAAUGCAAUCAUUAAAAAGUAUUUUGAAAUGUAGUUGUAAAGGAAGAAACUUGUACAAAAUGAAUGUGUAUGGUGCUUUUAUCUAAGACAAUCAUGUAUUACAUUAUAAAUCAAAUCUCUUAAAAAGUGCAUUCGUUACUGGAGAAUCAGACUAUUUCAAAUUAAAUUUCAUUCUUCUUAUCAAUACCUGUGUAAAAUGAGGCUGCAAGGAGCCGGUAUCUUCUUAUCAUGUAGAAUAAUUUUAUUUUGUGCAGGAAUAUGUUAGGAUUUCUGUUUCUCUUAUUUAUUUUGUUUACUACUAAAGUGCUGCGGUAGUAUACAUGUAUUUCAUUUCCUUUCUCCCCCACCCCCUCAUCAAUGUACAUUCAUUGAAAUUAGGUUAUUUCUGUUACUUACAGCAGUGUACAGUACAUAUUGAUGCUUCAAAAAAUUUAGUGUAUUUGUCAUAGAUACACGCGGAUGAGAGUUUUUUUAUCUUGAUAUCUUGUACUAAAUAAAUUGUUGCUGAUUAUCAAACUUAUUGAUUUGCCAACCAUGAAAUAACUCUCUAAAAUGCUUCCAGUUAUAAGUAAUGCAUCAUCACAAUUUCCUCUAUGUGUAGAUUAGUCCUUCCUACAUUGUAAAUAUGCACUGAUUUGUCUAGGUCUUUCCUUCCUGCCCGCACAAACAGUUAUAUCCUCUAACAACAAAAAAGAGACAUGUUUUUAGACUAAUGCACGUAUACAUCAGUAUGUAUUGGGUAUAAGGCACAUCAGUUUACAUUGACCAAUCUCUAGAGAACUUUUACAGCUGAAUGUUUAAAUUGUUGUACUUAGCAGUUAAAAUGCAACAAAUUAUGUCGUUGUUUGCUUUCCAAAGUUGAGAGAGAUUUCCACCCAAGACGGGACUGGGUUCCAUAUUUAAAUGACUGUUUUAAUGCAUGCGCUGUAAUCCUAGAAACAUAUUUUUGAUCAAAUUUGGCCUACUCUAUGACAAGUCUUCCUCUUCAGAUAAGCUCCUUUUCUGCCAUAGCAUUUACAUUUAUCAAGUCAAUGUAAGAACACUCACAUCACCACUGAUUAAAGGCUCCAGGCUGAAAAUAAUAUGAAUAAAUGGAGUAAAAGUAGACAAGCAAAACCUGUAUUUCAUCAAAUUUGAUGAUCAAUAACAAAGAUGUUACAAGUUAAAACUUUUUCUUUACUUUGAUGAAACAGUUCUAAGUAGAAAUAUGUGCUGAGAGAAUUGAUGAUGUCAUCCCCCACUUUUUAUUUUUAUUACAUGAUUUCAAUUUUCUGGUCCAAAAUGUCUUUAAAAAGGACUGAUUAAUGACCCAUUGUGUGAUAGUAUUGCUUUAACUUAUGUUUUUACAAGGGAGAUAUACUUCAAUACACAUAUAUGACCCAAAAAAAAUAAGAUGUCAUAUUAUUAUAAAAUACGAAUGGGAAGGAAUGGGGAACUGAUAUCAUCUGCUCACUCAAUGCAUGUCCAUGACAACAUACAUGUACAUAAAGUGUUUCACUAAAAUAAUGUAAUAACUUUGCUAUUUCUCAUCAGAUUUUGAAGUUUUCAGCCUUUUGCUUGUUUCAUUUUUGUAUAAUUUCAUAUUCAAAUCAUAUUAUUUUCAGCCUCAAAUACUUUGUCAUGUUAAGGGAAAUAUGACUAUAGCUUCAUGUGUUUAUUGUGUUGGGGUGUUCCUAUGCCCAUACAACACAGAUCUACUAUAAGGUGUUCUUACAAUGAUGUGACAAUUUCUAAACCAACAAUCAUACCAUGAUGUAAUUGGUUAGUAUCUUCUGACCUCAAAACUUCACUAUAAUAGUGACUACAUUAUGUAUUAAAAGCCUGUUUUUUAUUGAUUUUUUUAAAUUAUGAUUUUAUCAGUACAUUCUCUUGUAAAAAAGCUGGGUGUAUAUUACUUUGCUAUUUUGCACAGAAUAAUAUUAUAUUGUAUAGAUAUAUAAUUUGUGUAUAUACAUGUAUCUAUAAUGUAUUUGCAUAUCUGGAAAAUUAUCCAUUGCAAUUGAAGCACUUUUUAUGCAUAUUAGAAAUAAAAAAUGUAUAAAUAAUUCAUCUUUGUAUCAUUUUUGUGACUUCUGUUGUCAUUCUAUAUAUAUGAGCACCAAAUUAGACAACUAGUUAUUCAUGAUUAGUGAAUUUGUGGACUUGAUGGAAAUGAUGGAGCAUAAAGUUAAGCUUUUUGUUACAAGUCAUGACAGAAAAUGUCUCACAGUGACUGGGGAAAAAGGCAUUUAUGAUGCACUAAGCUAUUGUGUACAAUAACAUUAGCGAUAUUCCCUGAAGAAUGAUAAGAUGUAAUUCUGGCAAAAGUAGUGUGUACUGUACAUAGACAAAAUGAUAUAUAGGACUACACAAAUAUUCUCAUUUGAACCAUUUCAGCUCUUUUGUAUCACAAUAUGAAUGUCCGGCAUUUGAAGAGAUUUUCUUUGAAUUUUUCUGAAAAAUGCAAAAAUAAAUUGAAAAGUUCAAACAUUUUUCUUCAUCUUACACCAUAUUAGAACCAAACAAAUUAAAUUUCUGUUGAAUUUCGCCUGAAACAUUUCAGCUGUUUUCUUUUUUAUUUAUUUAUUUAUUUUAUUUUUUGUUGGGGAUGUCAUAUUUAGAAUAUGAAGGCAUAAAAAAAGCUUUAGAGGACAUUGAUGGAGCCAUGAUAAAAUAGAUGUACCCUGUUACAACCGAUAAUGUCGGAGUGACGCAUGAUGUUACGCAAUGAUCGUCCAAUGCAUAUAAUAUCACAGUCAAUGCGUAAUGUAACUUUUCUAAUGCAUGAAAUCACAUGUCCCAACACAUAAUGUCGCAGCGGUGUUUGCUUCAGGACUCGAGUUACAGUUACAAAUAAGAUAUGAAUGUUUUCACUCAGUAUUUUGUUCAAGCUUUGUCA